UAUGCUCUCAGUUGCCAAACAAAACUAACACCAAUUAAUUACUCCCAUUCCUCCCUCACAUUCACCCAUUUCCCAAACCUCCCAAUUCCCAAACAUCUCAACUUUUAAUCCAAAAUUCACAGAAACUUCUCACAAUUUCAUGGAUUUCUUCAAAUUGAUCACUUUGAUUUCCACCCUCUACAUCAUUCUCUCAUCAACAACACCCACUUCAUCAAAUUCUUCUUUAACCCCAAAAGAGUUAGCAUAUGUCCCAGUGAAUUUUCUCAGUCUGGCCAAAAGUCCAAAGCUUGUUGAUUGGAUGGUGGGAAUUAGGAGGAAAAUACAUGAGAACCCAGAACUUGGUUUUGAGGAAUUUAAGACGAGUGAGCUUAUCAGAGCCGAGCUUGACAAAAUGGGCAUCCCAUAUAAGCACCCGGUGGCUAUCACCGGUGUUGUGGGCUUCGUCGGAACCGGAAAACCGCCAUUUGUUGCCUUAAGAGCAGACAUGGAUGCUCUGGCCAUGCAGGAGAGUGUAGAAUGGGAGCACAAGAGUAAAAUUCCAGGAAAGAUGCAUGGCUGUGGCCAUGAUGCCCACGCCGCGAUGCUUCUUGGUGCAGCAAAAUUGCUUCAAGAGCAUCGUCAUGAUUUACAGGGAACGGUGAUUCUGGUUUUCCAACCGGCAGAGGAAGGAGGCGGAGGAGCAAAGAUGAUGUUAGAAGUCGGGAUAUUAGAGAAUGUUGACGCCAUUUUCGGGCUGCAUGUCUCAUCUAGAUUUCCUAUUGGUACAGUUGCUGGCAGGAGUGGCCCUGUCUUGGCUGGGAGUGGUUUCUUUGAGGCCGUGAUAAGUGGGAAAGGGGGACAUGCUGCCAUUCCCCAACAUAUAAUCGACCCAAUCUUAGCAGCUUCCAAUGUAAUUGUUAGUUUGCAACAUCUCGUUUCACGUGAAGCCGAUCCCUUGGAUUCACAGGUAGUGACAGUGGCAAAAUUCCAAGGAGGUGGUGCAUUCAAUGUAAUUCCCGAUUCAGUUACAAUUGGUGGAACAUUUAGGGCAUUUUCGAAAGAAAGUUUGAUUAAACUUAAACAACGAAUUCAGGAGGUCAUCACGACACAAGCGGCUGUGCAUAGGUGCAAUGCAACUGUCAACUUCGAUGACAAGCCCCUUUACCCCUCAACCGUAAACAACAAAGAGUUGCAUCAGUACUUUGGAAAUGUUGCAAGGGAUAUGCUGGGCGAGAAAAACGUUUUAGAGAUGCAACCAUUGAUGGGGGCAGAAGACUUCUCGUUUUUUGCAGAGGCGGUUCCAGGAUACUUCUACAGGGUUGGAAUGCAAAAUAAGACUCAGGGCCAGCUUGGACUGGCGCACUCUCCGUACUUCACUGUAAAUGAAGAUGUACUUCCAUAUGGUGCUGCAUUACAUACAUCAUUGGCUAUAAGAUACCUCCUUGAAUAUCAACAACCCAGGUCUGCUUCAUCUAAGGGAAGUUCUCGUGAUGAAUUGUGAGGUUAUUUGAUUCUCGAAUUGUACAUAUACAUAGAUUUGAGACCAGAAAUCGCCCCGGCAGGGGGUUAGAUUUUUAUUAUCCAUUUUGGCAACGUAUAUCUGUUUUGUAUUGUUAUAUAUAUUCAGAUUCCAAAGUUUUUA
Camellia sinensis is the source of this 1621-nucleotide messenger RNA. NCBI's taxonomy places the organism in Eukaryota, Viridiplantae, Streptophyta, Magnoliopsida, Ericales, Theaceae. The record is from RefSeq and is a predicted model, not a curated record.